Molecule: messenger RNA, 376 nt
Organism: Racocetra fulgida
Lineage: Eukaryota; Fungi; Glomeromycota; Glomeromycetes; Diversisporales; Gigasporaceae
Source: the annotation of a GenBank genome assembly
AAUCGGGUCACUUAUUCCUGAUUUGUCUACUGAUUCACUUUCAUUUGCACAGCUUUAUAUUUUCGAUGCUGAAAAUGAAGCACAUAAUAGGCAUAAUAUUAUGCCUUCUUUAGAUCCAGUAACUCUUCUUGAGCUUCAAAAUAUGCUUCACGACAUUAACCCAUAUGUGCAUGUUUUUAAGCAAACAGGUGAUAUUUUGCAAAAAUAUAUUACAGCUUUUUCUGAUGAUAUACUGAAUCAAUCUGAUAUUACUAAUAAAUAUAAUCUAGCUUUGCUUCGCUUAGAAUCUAUUUUACUUCAAAACGGAACACGACUUGAGAAUUUUCCUAAUAUGCCUAUUCCAACCCAUUAUCUCAUAACCAUUCUCCCCAAAAUC